Molecule: messenger RNA, 3525 nt
Organism: Pungitius pungitius (ninespine stickleback)
Lineage: Eukaryota; Metazoa; Chordata; Actinopteri; Perciformes; Gasterosteidae
Gene: mybpc2b
Product: myosin binding protein Cb
Exons: 30
Coding region: 65-3424 (1119 amino acids)
Molecular function (GO): protein binding
Source: RefSeq, a predicted model, not a curated record
UAAAAGGAAUAAGCACCACAGGCUCUCAGUCUUCCAGCAGCAAAGAGGAGACACAGGACUAACCAUGCCUGAACCAGUCCCUGCAGACACACCGGAGGAGGGGCAGGAUGCACCGCCCACAGAUGGAGAUUCAGAAGCUGAGUGGGAUGAGUCCGGGUCCACGGAGCUCAGUGGGCUCUUCGUUGAGAAGCCCCCACCGAAUUUAGUUGCUGUAACAGGAAUGGAUUUGGUCAUCAUAGCGAAGGUGGAUUCGACCACCCUGACGAGAAAACCCACGAUGAAAUGGCUGAAGGGCAAGUGGCUGGACCUCGGCAGCAAGGCCGGAAAGCACAUGCAGUUCAAAGAAACCUAUGACAGGAAUACCAAGAUCUAUACUUACGAAAUGAAGAUCAUCAAAGCGGUAGCUGGAGAUUCUGGGGGCUACAGGUGUGAGGUAACAGCGAAAGACAAGUGUGACAGCUCCACCUUUGAAAUCUCCGUUGAGGCUGCACAGCAGGAGGCGCAAGCAGACAUCUUCUCCGCCUUCAAGAGAGCGGAUGCCGGAGAGGACGACGGAGAUCUCGAUUUCAGUGCUCUGCUGAAAGCCACAAAAAAAAAAAAGGUGAAAGAGGAGCCGCAGAUCGACGUGUGGGAGCUGCUCAAGAGCGCCCACCCGAGCGAGUACGAGAAAAUCGCCUUCGAGUACGGCAUCACGGACCUGAGGGGCAUGUUGAAACGCCUGAAGAAGAUGAAGGUCGUCGAGCCCAAGCACAGCGAGGCUUUCCUGAAGAGACUCGAGUCUUGCUACUCGGUGGAAAAGGGCAAGAAGAUCGUCCUGAGGUGUGAGGUGAUGGACCCGGACGUGCAGGUCAAAUGGUUGAAGAACGGCCAGGAGAUCAAACCCUCAGCCAAGUACAUCAUGGAGGCUCUCGGGAACGUCAGGACGCUCACCCUCAACAGGACGUCCCUGGCUGACGACGCUGCAUACGAAUGCGUGGUCGGUGAAGACAAGUGUUUCACAGAGGUCUUCGUCAAAGAGCCCCCUGUGACCAUCACCAAGCUGAUGGAUGACUACCACGUGGUUGUUGGGGAGAGGGUGGAGUUUGAGAUCGAGGUGUCGGAGGAGGGAGCCUCAGUCAUGUGGUUCUUUGAGGACAUAGAGCUUCAAAAAGACUCCCCCAAUUAUCGUUUUAAGAAGGAUGGGAGGAAGCACACGCUCAUCAUCCAGGAGGCUACCCUCGCUGAAAUCGGAAUGUACCACGCUUGGACUAACGGGGGCCACACCAAAGGAGAGCUGGAGGUGGAAGAAAAACAACUGGAGGUGUUGCAGGACAUCGCCGAUCUGACAGUCAAGGCAACGGACCAGGCUUUGUUUAAGUGCGAGGUGUCGGACGAAAAGGUCACAGGAAAGUGGUUCAAAGACGGAGUGGAGGUCAUGCCGAGCGAACGCGUCAAAAUGACUCACAUCGGGAGGUUCCAUCGGCUGCUGAUUGAAGACGUGAAGCCAGAGGAUGCCGGAGACUACACGUUUAUUCCCGACGGGUACGCGCUGUCCAUUUCUGCCAAACUCAACUUCUUAGAAAUUAAGGUCGACUACGUGCCAAGACAAGACCCUCCAAAGAUCCACCUGGACACCACCGGAAACAUGGUCUCACAAAACACCAUCAUUGUGGUGGCGGGAAACAAGCUCCGCCUGGAUGUCGAGAUCACAGGAGAGCCGGCACCCACCGUUGUGUGGUCCAAGGGAGAUCAAAUAAUUACAGCCACAGAAGGACGCGUGAGGGUGGAGGCCAGGAAGGACCUGAGCUGCUUCGUCAUAGAGGGGGCAGAGAGAGAAGACGAGGGCAACUACACAAUCUGUGUUACCAACCCCGCAGGAGAGGACAAGGCUAUGCUGUUUGUGAAGAUCGUGGAUGUGCCCGACCCUCCUGAGAACGUGAGAUGCCUAUCAGUGGGAGAGGACUGCGCCAGCAUGAUCUGGGACCCUCCUGCAUUUGAUGGCGGUGCGCCACUCAAAGGUUACCUCAUGGAGAGGAAAAAGAAGGGCUCCUCCAGAUGGACAAAGCUCAACUUCGACGUGUAUGAGUCAAAUGCGUACGAGGCGAAGAGGAUGAUUGAAGGUGUCAUGUAUGAGAUGAGGGUGUUUGCCAUCAACAGCAUCGGUAUGUCUCAGCCGAGCCUCACCUCCAAGCCCUUCAUGCCCAUCGCCCCGACUAGCGAGCCGAUACGUCUGACGGUGCACGACGUGACGGACAGCACGUGCACCCUGAAGUGGCUCGCCCCGGAGAAGAUCGGCGCCGGAGGCAUGGACGGCUACGUCAUUGAGUACUGCAAAGAAGGAGACACUGAGUGGGUGGUGGCGAACCAGGAACUUUGUGAAAGGCAGGGAUAUGUGGUGCGUGGCCUCCCCGUGGGGGAGAAGAUCAACUUUAGGGUGAAGGCAGUCAACAUCGCCGGACAAAGUCCUCCAGCUGUGCUGUCGCAGCCCGUCACCAUCCGUGAGAUCAUGGAGUAUCCCAAGAUCCGCCUGCCUCGCGAGCUGAGAACAAAGUACAUCAGGAGAGUAGGAGAAAAGAUCAACCUGACCAUCCCUUUCCAGGGUAAGCCGCGUCCUGUCGCAACCUGGUACAAAGACGGUGAACCCAUUGACCCCAAGAUGGUCAAUGUCCGCAACACCAACGUGGACAGCAUCCUCUUCAUCCGCGAGGCAGAGAGAGCGCACUCUGGGACGUAUGAGCUGGUGCUGCAGAUCGAGAACAUGGAGGACAGAGCCUCCAUUGUCCUCAGGAUUGUGGAUAAACCCGGACCUCCUCUGAAGCUGCAGGUCACAGACGUCUGGGGCUUCAACGCAGCUCUGGAGUGGUCGCCUCCAAAGGAUGACGGCAACUGUGAGAUUACUGGAUACACCAUCCAGAAGGCCGACAUGAAGACUAAGGAAUGGUUCACCGUUUAUGAUCACAACAGACGGACCAACUGCACAGCUUCGGAUCUGGUCAUGGGCAAUGAAUACAAGUUCCGAGUCUUCAGCGAAAACCUCUGCGGCCUGAGCGAGGAGGCGUGCAUCAGCAAGAACACGGCUAUCAUCGCCAAGACAGACCUGGAGCACAAAAGAACCCCAUACAAGGAGAUGGAGAUUAGCUGCGUGCCCAAGUUUACUCAGCCCCUGGUCGAUAGGUCCGUGGUGGCCGGCUACAGCACCGCCAUCAGCUGCGCCGUGAAAGGGUUCCCCAAGCCUAAGAUUGUCUGGAUGAAGAACAAGAUGGUCAUCGGUGAGGAUCCCAAGUACUUGAUGCGGAACUACCAGGGAGUUCUGACCCUCAACAUUCGCAAGCCGGGCACCUUCGACGGAGGCAAAUACUCCUGCAUGGCUGUCAAUGAGCUGGGCAAGGACGAAGUGGAGUGCAAGCUGGACGUCCGACUUGCCACGGAUCCAGAGAAGAAGUGAGAAGCGGAACAGCAAAGAAUGUGAAAUCAUACGAGUCAAACAGUGAAUGCACACUGUCAAGCGUGGAUCUAAUAAAAUGUAGUGAUGCCUGCUAUAAAUAA